AUGGGAAAUAAAUCAAAGGGUGUGAAACGCCCGAAUAGUGAACUGUUGAAACCAGUUGAUAAGAAUUUGAAAAAAGCGAAAUACAAUAACAGAAAACAGAAUCUUCCUUCACCCCCAUCGGAAGAUGAGCCAUUACAAGAAUCAGAAGAAAGUAGCGAUGAAUUAUCCAUAAGUGAAGAAGAUGACGACUUGGAUGAAGUAUCUGAAAAGGAAGAAGAAGACGAAUUGGACGAAUUAGAUGACUUAGAUGACUUAGAUGAAGAAGUAGCAGAGACUGAGGAAGCUCCACAAGAAGAAGAUGAUGAUGAGGAAGUGUUUGUGGAAGAAGAUUCACCUAAAACUGUAGAUCCAAAUAAAAAAUCGUCCAAGGAACAACAUUCAGAGCAAAGAAAAUUAUUAAGUGAUCGUAAACUACAAAGAAAAUCAGGAGCUCAAGUUCAAGAUAUUAAAAAAUUAUGGGAAAAAUUAAGAGUUACUAAACCAACACCAUCAAAACAACAACGUGACAAGUUAUGUGAUGAAAUCUGGGACCUUUCUCAUGAUGUCAUAAACGAUUUGGUUUUGAAGCAUGAUGCAUCAAGAGUUGUGCAAACUUUAAUUAAAUAUUCUAGUAAAGAUAGAAGAGAUAAAAUUGUCAAUUCUUUGAAAGGGUCAUUUUACCAAUUGGCCACCUCAGCCUAUGGGAAAUAUUUAUUGAUCAAGAUUUUACAUUAUGGAUCGAAGGAGUCUAGAGCAGUUAUCGUUAAUGAAUUGCAUGGUAAAUUACGUAAAUUGAUGAGACAUAAAGAAGGAGCUUAUGUAGUGGAAGACUUAUUUGUCUUAUAUUCAUCUGCUGAACAGAAACAACAAAUGAUUAGAGAAUUUUGGGGUAGUGAGUAUGCAGUUUUCAAAGACUCAGGUAAGGAUAAAACCGUACUUGACGUCAUUCAUGAGUCAAGUGAGAAGAAACAAUUGAUAAUGCAAAAUUUAUAUGGAACUAUCAAAGCAUCAGUGGAAAAAGGUUCAACAGGUUUUCAAAUAUUGCACGCAGCUAUGAGAGAAUACGUUACCGUUUUAAUAGAUGAUAUUGAUUCAAAUGAUUCUGCAAUAAGAGAUUUUAUAGAUUUAUUAAGUGAACAAUUCUCAGAAUUAGUUCAUACACAAGAAGGUUCUGAAGUUGCUUGUACUUUACUCGCUUUAGCUAAUGCCAAAGAAAGGAAAGGUCUUGUUAAAAGUUUAAAAGUACAUAAAAAUGAGUUGAUCAAAAAUGAAUAUGGAAAUGUAGUUUUAAUUACUUUGUUCAUGGUAGUUGAUGAUACCGUUUUAACGUACAAAUCAUUUGGAAGUGAAAUGUUCACCCCAGAAUUAUUACCUGAAUUAAUUGAAAACAAAUUUUCUAGAAGACCGAUUUUGUAUAUAUUAAAAGGUUUAGAUGGGAGAUAUUUUGCACCGAAUGUGAAAAAAGCAUUAAUAAGAUAUGAAAAACUUGCCUACCAAAAAACGUCGAAGAAGGAUAAGAACACAAGGAGACAGGAGUUACUUGAAAAAUCAAUUGAACCAAUAUAUAAAGCAUUACUUUCAACUGAAGAUUUUGAAAGUCUUUUAACUAAAAAUAUGGCUAUACAGUCAAUCACAGAACUUAUUAAUACACCAACCACGAAUGAAAAAGUAAACAAAACUUACAGACCACAAUUAAUACAGAAAAUUUUUGAUAAAACCAUCAAGGGGGAUGUUCUAGAAGAUUAUCAUUUAUUAAACAAAAUACCAUUCGUUUCCAGAUCUAUUAAGUCAUUGAUUCAAGGUAAUACCUACAAAUUUGACAAUGAUUCUAAAAAGGUCAUAGAGAUUGAAGACGCUGAGCUUAUACCGGGCACAGGAGUAGAAUUUGCUGAGAAACUAGUUGAUGAGGUAAUAGAUAAUGUUAAAUUAAACGAUUGGAUUAUUGGUCAGCCUGCGUUUGUAUUAGUCAACGCUUUAGAAGUUUUACAACUUGCAGAUUCCAAGAAAGCUAAAAUUUUGAAGGAUCAAUUAAAGAAACAAAAGAAAAAUUUAUCAAAGGAUGAUAAAGGUUCUAAACUCUUAUUAGAAUUUAUUUAG
This is a messenger RNA of Lodderomyces pseudojiufengensis, 2076 nucleotides long. RefSeq lists its product as uncharacterized. Gene Ontology annotation, biological process: regulation of translation. NCBI's taxonomy places the organism in Eukaryota, Fungi, Ascomycota, Pichiomycetes, Serinales, Debaryomycetaceae. Gene Ontology annotation, cellular component: nucleolus. The record is from RefSeq and is a predicted model, not a curated record. Gene Ontology annotation, molecular function: mRNA binding. The transcript has a single exon. The coding region runs from base 1 to 2076 and encodes 691 amino acids.